This is a messenger RNA of Debaryomyces hansenii CBS767, 1854 nucleotides long. RefSeq lists its product as uncharacterized. The record is from RefSeq and is a predicted model, not a curated record. The transcript has a single exon. NCBI's taxonomy places the organism in Eukaryota, Fungi, Ascomycota, Pichiomycetes, Serinales, Debaryomycetaceae. The coding region runs from base 1 to 1854 and encodes 617 amino acids.
AUGUCAACUGAUAUAGAUGUUUGCAGCUUUUGUCUAGGUGGUGAGACUGACAUACCACCUUUUGGAAGUUUACGUGAUGCUGAAGAUUUGGUCCAUCCAUGCUCAACUUGUUCAUUAACUGCUCAUAGAAAAUGUCUACUUGACUGGUUUAAUUCAUUAUCGUCUGAUAAGUUACAAGUAGUUAACGCUCUGACUCUUACAGAGGGUUCAGUAAGAAGACCACAUUCCCAUAGUCAUGAUGAGAGUAUUGGAGUUGGACAACCCCAACAUGAAACAAGAAUUCACAUCAACAUAUCUUCGCAACAAUUAAACAACUGGAUUACAAACAUUGCGGCCAGUUUAAGUGGUAACGUAACGGCUGAGAACUUAUCUUCGAAUAGUGAUUCACAAUACUCAUCCAAUGGGUUUGUGGUGCUCUUAUUGGCGCCAUGUCCCCAAUGUAAAGAUGAUAUAGUCUUCAGUAUGAGAAGGUCUUCGUUCUUGACGUUUACAACCGCUACAAGGACUCUCAUCACGCGAAGCAUUACUUACGGUGGACUAUUUAUUGGGAUUACUUCUGCCGUUACUGGAGUCGUUUCCAUGGGUUAUAUUGGGUUAACAUCUCUCGGUUUGAAAAUGAUGGAUUCGUUGAUUCCAACACCUAUACUAUUAAAAAUGUUAACAAAAAACUCGUCACCCAAUGCAGCAUUAUCAAAUUCUUCAUUAUCUCAAGUUUUAUUUGGAAAUGUUAAUAAUUAUGCAAUUGAUAAUUUAGAACAGGCGUUAUCCAAAGGAUUGGUAGAUCCAUUAAAAUUUUCACGUAUUCCGGUUUUGCCAAUAGUACUCUACCGUAUGCGUUCAACUUCAAUAAUGAAUUGUUUAUUGGGCAGUUCGAAAGAGAAUUCUUUUAACAAUUGGCUUACCGAAUUUAUGAUAAGUGGAUAUAUUUCAUCUUUAGGUAAUCAUGAAUUAUUCAGGUCUGUAACUACUAACUUUCAACAUCUGGUUCUGAGGAUUUUUCAGAACCCACGGUCUAUAUCUGAGGGCUUAGGGCUUUUAAACGGUAUUAAUUUGUGGAAAGCAAAUAAUAUGAUAUCUAUGUUAGUACCUUUGAGAUGGGUGUAUGAUUUAUUCUUUAGAAUGACUUUAAACAGACUUCACUUCAACAUUGCGAUGAGUAUAAGGCCUCGUGAUAUAGCCAAUUCAUUAGAUGCAUCUGAAUUAGAUGAAUUAGAAGAAAUUGGUGCUAAUAUUGGAAAAUUAGAAUUUAAAUUUAAAAGCUUCAGAGAUGCAGUAGAUGAUCAAGUUGAGAAAGAAUUCAAGUCAAAAUCUUCGUAUCCAUUGAUAACAACUCUAUUCAAGUUCAUCAAAAAGAAAUUAUUAUAUUAUGAACGUUGUUUCAACUCUAAUCUACAAUUGUCAUAUUCCAGACUUAAGGUUUUGUCAUGGAUUCAUGAAACUAAAGCAUGCAUUAACAAUGACUAUUCAUCUGCAUUUUUAUAUAAAUCUAUCACAAUGAGAUUUGUAACAACAGUUUUAUGGCCUAUCGCCAGUUCCAAAUUAGGCAACAUGAUAUUUAAACUUUUACAAACUAAGAAAUUUUCAGACAUUCCACAGAAUCAAUUAGUAUUAUUGGGCAAUAUAAUUGGUAUGGUUGCUGUGGUUUUUGUUAAAGAUUGCAUAAAUUUGUACUUAAGUAAAAAGAAAGCUGAACAAAUAUCACAAAUGUCAGUCUUAUGCAUUGAUGUCGAUAGACAUCAAACUACCAAUGACCAACAAAGUGAUGAUAAUGACAACGCCAAUGACGAUAGUAACUGGAUUACGGAAGAUGAAGAUGAAUUUGCACAACGAUUUCCAGGAAGAUAUGUAGAGUAA